AUGACACCCGAGAUCGAGGAACUCAUUGCAGCUGGAGUGAAAAUCCUCAUCUACAACGGAGAUGUCGACACCGUCUGCAGUCACGUAAUGAACCGCCAGUUCUUAACGAAACUCAAUCGUACCAUCAUAGGUGAAGAGAGAGUAAACGAACCCUGGCACUAUUUAGGCGAGAAUCCAACUGUAGCCGGUUUUCAA
Cooperia oncophora is the source of this 195-nucleotide messenger RNA. Lineage: Eukaryota; Metazoa; Nematoda; Chromadorea; Rhabditida; Trichostrongylidae. The record is from the annotation of a GenBank genome assembly.